CAAACUGGGUUCUCUAAUUGUGGAGCAAGAUUAAGGUCCGCUCUUUCCGGCACAGGUUAGGGUGUAGGGUUCUGCUUCUCUAAAUACUCUCCCUCUACUCCGGCAUUUGCUGUCACACGAUGGCGCUUCUGUGAAAUCUUCGUUAUCCAAUUUAUUCGGAGCUAUCGAUGUGUUGUUCCUCGCCAAUGCAGGUACUUAUAUGCUGUGUUUGAAGAUGACUGAAGAGGCUAAUGCAAUGCUAGAUGUCUUUGAUGAACAGUCUCAGCAAAGAUCCUUUUCCCUGGAUGACAGUAGCGGCACUGAAGAAUCUCCUCAGCAUAUAUCCUUGGAAACUCCAAAUGAUGCAAUUCCUUACAUCGGCCAGAGAUUUUCUACCCAUGAUGCGGCUUAUGACUUCUACAGUCAUUUUGCCAAGGGAUGUGGCUUUUCUAUCCGUCGACAUCGAACUGAAGGGAAGGAUGGGGUUGGUAAAGGAAUUACACGACGUUAUUUUGUCUGUCAUCGUGCUGGGAAUACUCCUAUUAAGGUAUCAAGCAAAACUAAACCACAAAGAAAUCGAAAAUCUUCUCGCUGUGGAUGUCAGGCAUAUAUGCGCAUUAGCAGAUGCACUGAGAUGGGGCUCUCUGAAUGGCAUGUUACUGGGUUUGCAAUCAACCAUAACCAUGAACUUUUGGAGCCAAACCUAGUUCGGUUUCUGCCUGCCUACCGUACUAUAUCCGAUGUUGAUAAAAAUCGCAUAUUAAUGUUCUCGAAAACUGGAAUUUCUGUGCAGCAGAUGAUGAGACUCAUGGAGCUUGAAAAGUGUGUUGAACCUGGAUAUCUCCCUUUCACUGAGAAGGAUGUACGGAAUCUUAUUCAGUCAUUUAGGAGGGUGGAGCAGGAUGAUGAAAACCUUGACCUCCUAAGAAUGUGCAGAAACCAUAAGGAGAAAGAUCCCAGCUUUAGAUAUGAAUUUACAACUGAUGUGAAUGGCAGGCUGGAAAAUAUUUCUUGGUCAUAUGCUUCUGCAGUUCAGUCUUACGAGAUAUUUGGUGAUGCGGUCGUAUUUGACACCACCCACCGCCUUAAUGCUUUUGAUAUGCCACUUGGAAUUUGGGUUGGCAUGAACAAUUAUGGAAUACCUUGCUUCUUUGGCUGCGUGCUUUUGAGGGAGGAGAAUGUUCAUGCCUUCUCAUGGGCAUUAAAGGUAUUCUUAAAAUUUAUGAAUGGAAAAGCCCCACAAACACUUAUGACAGACCAAAAUAUGUGUCUUAGAGAAGCAAUUGGGAUUGAGAUGCCGACAACCAAACAUGCUUUUUGCAUGUGGCAUAUUGUGGCGAAGUUUCCAUCUUGCUUCAAUGCUGUUCUUGGAGACAGAUACAAUGAUUGGAAGAGUGAGUUCUAUAGGCUUUAUAGUUUGGAAACCUCCGAGGACUUUGAGAAUGGAUGGAGGGGGAUGAUUCACAGAUUUGGGCUUCAUACCAAUAGACAUAUCACCAACAUGUUUACAUCUAGAACACUUUGGGCUUUGUCAUUUUUAAGAAGCCAUUUCUUUGCAGGAAUGACUACCCCAGGCGUAUCAAAAGCAGUAAAUGCUCUCAUUCAGCGUUUUCUCAAUGCACAGACUCGACUACCUCAUUUCUUUGAGCAAGCUGCCGUUGCUGUAGACUUCAAAGACCAAGCAGCAGAACAGCAAACCAUGCAACAAAACCUACAGAACAUCUGUGUGAAAACUGGUGCUCCCAUGGAAGCUCAUGCUGCUGCUAUCCUGACUCCCUAUGCCUUCUGCAAGCUUCAAGAUGAGUUUGUCAUGGCCGCUCAUUAUGCCUCGUUUCAGGUAGAAGAGAGCUGCUUCCUUGUUCGGCACCAUACGAAAAUGGAUGGAGGGCGGAAGGUCUACUGGGACUCAAGGGAGGAAUUCCUUUCCUGCAGCUGCCACAUGUUUGAGUUCUCAGGAAUUCUAUGCAGGCAUGCUCUUCGAGUCCUCUCCACCAUCAACUUUUUCCAGAUUCCAGAACGUUAUCUACCUCUACGGUGGCGGAGAGUGAACUCAUUGCAAUCCAAACCAUCACUUGGUGAAGAUGAAGUUCCUGUUGAGCAAAAUGAAAGGUUUCAGGCCUUGCAGUCUAUGAUCUCAUCCCUUGUCUCUGAAGCUACCAGGUCGAAGGAGAGGCUUGAUAUAGCUUGUGAGGAGAUUUCACAGCUCUUGUACAGGAUCAGAGGUGUGCCGCCUUUUGGAAUUGGUCUAAGAAAUGGGGUUCAUAGAGCUGCCAGAUGAUGCUCGGCAAAUUAUGGGCGUGUUUAGCAUUACUAAAAUUUAGUAAAUCACUAAAUCCACUCCCUUGUUGCAUUUAACAUGAUUUGAAGGCAAAAUUCGGACUCUAAAUCCGAAAUUUUAUAAAUUCAUAGAAUUUGCGCUUUAUGUUUGGCUAGAUUUUGUAAAUCCGGCGAUAUAUCCUGUUAAUAGGCUCUACCAAACACCUCCAAGGGAACUUUGAGAUUAAUUAAAGUUUGGUGGCUGUAGUUUUGUAGUUUUUAGGCUUCUGUCUACUAAUUUAUUUAUUUUUUCUCAUGUAUAAUAUGAUUUUUCGUAUGGAAAUUAUAAAUGUAGAUUUCUCUCUUUUG
Phalaenopsis equestris is the source of this 2604-nucleotide messenger RNA. Its product is annotated as protein FAR1-RELATED SEQUENCE 11. Bases 200 to 2257 code for a protein of 685 amino acids. The transcript has 4 exons. Gene Ontology annotation, biological process: regulation of DNA-templated transcription. Gene Ontology annotation, molecular function: zinc ion binding. The record is from RefSeq and is a predicted model, not a curated record. NCBI's taxonomy places the organism in Eukaryota, Viridiplantae, Streptophyta, Magnoliopsida, Asparagales, Orchidaceae.